CGGAGUCUAGCAAAUAGCAGCUAUGGAAUAAAAAGAAAAUCACCACUUCAAAACUUGCAUCUUGUUUCCCGAAGUAUACAUCAUCCCUAUUAUCCAAGUUCAAAAUUUCAAAGACCUCCAUUAAGGAUAUCCAUUCAGCUGUUCUCUUCUCUUAAUCGACUUCCCCUACACAAAACAAAACUUUUAAAUGUGAAAUACGGCUACCAGUUCCACAGGAACUUUUGGCUAGCUAGACUAGCAUCAAGGCUUCUCAAACUUCGCUAUCUUAUAUUAGGAUCUGCUGUAGGUGGUGGUUAUACAGCUAAGAAGACGUAUGAUCAGUGGAAGGACAUGAUGCCAGAUCUCGAUGAAUAUAAGUGGAUUGUUCCUGACUUCAUUUGGGAGCUUGAUGAACAUAUUGACUUCGGUUCUCCGGGAGAAACAGCAUUCAGAGCUACUGACCAGGGAUAUGACAAUGACAAACAGUACAAGAAGGGCCUGCUUGGUGAACUCAUUCUGUUGCAACAACAAAUCCAGCAGCACGAAGAGGAAGCACGCAGAGCCGCUGGCCAGUAUAACAUGGGCUCUUCCCAGCAGAAGCGAAAGGUUUCUGACAAAGAGAAGGUUGAUCAACUUCAAGAAGAACUUUUACGCACUCAGCUCAAAUACCAAAGAAUGCUUGAGCGAUUAGAGAAGGAGAACAAAGAACUAAGAAAACUGGUACUGCAAAGAGAUGACAAGGGAAUUCAUCAGAGGAAGUUGAAGAAAUCCCUGAUUGAUAUGUAUUCUGAAGUACUCGACAUCCUGUCUGAUUAUGAUGCCAGUUAUAACACACAAGAUCAUCUCCCUCGAGUGGUGGUGGUUGGAGAUCAAAGUGCGGGAAAAACCAGUGUGUUGGAAAUGAUCGCCCAAGCCCGCAUAUUCCCUCGAGGGUCUGGAGAGAUGAUGACACGUUCCCCUGUUAAGGUAACCCUUAGUGAAGGUCCCCAUCAUGUGGCUUUGUUCAAAGACAGCUCUCGGGAGUUUGAUCUGACCAAGGAAGAGGAUCUUGCAGCUUUGAGAAAUGAAAUAGAAAUCAGAAUGAGAAAUAGUGUGAAGGAAGGGUGCACUGUUAGCACUGAGACCAUCUCCUUAAGUGUGAAAGGUCCUGGCUUGCAGAGAAUGGUGUUGGUUGAUUUACCUGGAGUCAUUAGUACCGUGACAUCAGGUAUGGCUCCAGAUACGAAGGAAACUAUCUUUAGCAUCAGCAAGGCCUACAUGCAGAAUCCUAAUGCCAUCAUCCUUUGUAUUCAAGAUGGAUCAGUGGAUGCAGAGCGCAGUAUUGUCACAGACUUAGUCAGCCAAAUGGAUCCCCAAGGAAAAAGGACAAUUUUUGUGUUGACUAAAGUUGAUCUCGCUGAGAAAAACGUAGCGAGCCCGAGCAGGAUCCAGCAAAUAAUUGAAGGCAAACUCUUCCCCAUGAAAGCUUUGGGUUAUUUUGCAGUUGUUACUGGAAAAGGAAACAGCAGUGAAAGCAUUGAAUCUAUUAAAGAAUAUGAAGAGGAAUUUUUUCAAAAUUCAAAGCUGUUAAAGACAUGUAUGCUGAAGGCACACCAGGUAACAACAAAGAACUUAAGUCUUGCUGUGUCAGAUUGCUUUUGGAAAAUGGUAAGAGAGUCUGUGGAGCAGCAAGCAGAUGCUUUUAAAGCCACACGUUUCAAUCUUGAGACUGAAUGGAAGAACAAUUACCCUCGGUUGCGUGAGCUUGACAGGAAUGAACUGUUUGAAAAAGCAAAGAAUGAGAUUCUUGAUGAAGUCAUAAGUUUGACUCAAGUCACACCAAAGCACUGGGAGGAGAUUCUGCAGAAAACUUUAUGGGAAAGGGUGUCUACUCAUGUGAUUGAGAAUAUAUACCUCCCAGCAGCACAGACCAUGAACUCGGGGACCUUUAACACCACUGUGGACAUCAAACUAAAGCAGUGGACUGACAAGCAACUGCCUAAUAAAGCAGUAGAGGUGGCAUGGGAGACUUUGCAAGAAGAAUUUUCCCGUUUCAUGACAGAACAAAAAGGAAAAGAGCAUGAUGAUAUCUUUGAUAAACUGAAACAAGCUGUCAAAGAAGAAAGUAUUAAACGACAUAAAUGGAAUGAGAGAGCGGAGGAUAGCCUGCGAGUGAUCCAGCACAAUGCCUUGGAAGAUCGGUCAAUAUCUGAUAAACAGCAGUGGGAUGCAGCUAUUCAUUUUAUGGAAGAGACCCUCCAAAGUCGUCUCAAAGACACUGAAUCUGUUAUUGAAGAUAUGGUGGGUCCAGACUGGAAAAAAAGAUGGUUGUACUGGAUAGGCCGCACCAAAGAACAGAAUAUUCGUAAUGAAACAAAAAAUGAACUUGAGAAAUUAAUCAAAUGCAAUGAAGAACAUGCAGCUUAUCUGGCAAAUGAUGAAGUGACAACUGUCAGAAAGAAUCUUGAAGCAAGAGGAAUAACAGUGGACCCAUGUCAGAUUAAAGACACAUGGCACCAAAUUUAUAGACGAUAUUUCCUGAAGACUGCUUUGAACCACUGCAAUCUAUGUCGAAGAGGCUUCUAUUAUUAUCAGAGGCAUUUUGUGGACUCAGAGCUUGAAUGUAAUGAUAUUGUCCUCUUCUGGCGAAUACAGCGAAUGCUGGCAAUCACAGCAAAUACGCUGAGGCAGCAGCUUACUAACACUGAAGUAAGGCGCUUGGAGAAGAAUGUAAAGGAAGUGCUUGAGGACUUUGCUGAGGACAAUGAAAAAAAGGUGAAGCUCCUAACUGGCAAGAGGGUCCAGCUCGCAGAGGAUCUCAAAAAAGUUCGGGAAAUCCAGGAGAAACUUGAAGCCUUCAUAGAAGCCCUCCAUCAAGAAAAGUAGAUUGUUCAAGCAGCAACUUUACACAAGAAUGCAGCCUUUUCCAGGAUACCUUGAACAAAGACUGAAUAGAAAUGGCUUUUGUGACCCAUUCUCUUUCCUGUCUUUUGGGGAUCAUCCUGAAAUGUUGGAGGAGAAAGAAAAUAAUGUCUCAUGGGAUUGAGAAGUUCAGUUAAAAUCCACCUGCUCUUUUAAUUUUUGAAGCUACAUCCACAUGACAGAAGAAUCUGACUUGUGUGUCAAUGAAAUAGCUUGGGAGCUUGCUGAAGUUGUACAUUUAAGGUGUUUUUUUUUUUCCUGAAAGGGAAAAAGCUUUAAUUUUUGUCAUCUCUCUUGUAUGGUAAAGCUGGAUCAGAUUCAUAAAAUGAUUAUAUCUGUUGUCAUCUUCUUGCCUGCAAAUGAUCCUGGGAGUUUGACAUAAAGUUUUAGUAUUUGUAUGUACAUUAAAAUGCCCUUCUAAGUAAUGCCAUUUGUAUUUGUUAUGCUCUGUGUUGAAGCAUUCUCUGAUCACUCUGGGUACAGAUUUAAAAGCAUGGCAUUGAGAUCUCGAGAGGAAGUUGUGGAUUUUAUUAAACUCCUAAACUCUUGAGACAUCAUCCAAGCAAUUCUUGUACUUUCAAGUGAAAGUGCAAACUGCUAUUCACUGACACCUUAAAAGGUUUGGCUCAGGAAAUAAUGUCAACAGCUGCUCCUUUUAACCAUUCUUUUCUAAUAUAUGUUGUUACUCUUGAAUCAUAGCCAAUUACAUUUCAUUUCUGGGAUUGCACAGACUGUGAUUUCCUUGUUAACUCCUCCCUUCAUCGGUACAAAGUAAACUGAUGGAGCACGUGUGAAAUGUAGACAGAUACUCCGUACAAUUCCAACUUCUCCAACCUCCUCAACUAAAAAAGGAAAACUAUAAUUAAUUUAAUUUUUCUAAUAGCAACUGUAAGACCAAAAUUGCUUUUAUAAGAAUGUUAUGCACAAGGUCC
Leptosomus discolor (cuckoo roller) is the source of this 3812-nucleotide messenger RNA. Lineage: Eukaryota; Metazoa; Chordata; Aves; Leptosomiformes; Leptosomidae. The record is from RefSeq and is a predicted model, not a curated record.